Molecule: messenger RNA, 2268 nt
Organism: Nematocida major
Lineage: Eukaryota; Fungi; Microsporidia
Exons: 1
Coding region: 1-2268 (755 amino acids)
Source: RefSeq, a predicted model, not a curated record
AUGAACACAAAGAAGAUUUCAAAAAGAACAUAUGUAGUCUUAUUGGCAUCUGGUGUGUUGGCCAUUCUAGGUGCUGUUGGAGGGUAUUUGUUUUUCUCCUCUUCAUCUGGUAAAAAGUGUGUUGCGCCUUCUCCAUUGCAGAAGAUAAACGUGGCAAAUCCAGCGGCAGCCCAGAACCCAAAGCCCCAGGCCGCUUCCACUCCUUCACCGGAUCCAAUAGCGCCUGCACAUGCCAGUAUGCCAAAUAAAAGCGCUCCCCGGGAUGUGCUUGCGAGGAAUCUUAUCCAGAAUGCUGCGAGCACAUUGAAAAAUAACCUUUUUCUUGAAUUUCUCCUUAAACUGGGAGAAGGCAUUGAAAUUAAGUAUAGAGCCCUUCAAGAAAUAGCCAACAACCCGAAUGACUACAAAUAUUUGAGAAAAAUUUCUGACUGGAGCGAUGCUUUGGUUCAGCAGACAUUGCGUUUCAUUGCAGAAAACGCUUCAGUUCCAGAAUAUAAGAGCCACAAUCCCGCAGAGUCAGUAGCUUUGAGCAACAGACUAUCAGUCAAAAAAGAAAGGAUACUUCAUUCCUUAGGCGAAUAUACUGACGACACUAAGAGAGUUGAUGAGCUGGCAAAGCACCAAAUAUAUUUAAACAAAGGAAAGGACUCCGUAGUUGCUUCUAUAUUGUUUAUUUUCAGCAUUCCAGAGAUAUUCGCUGAUCUUGUAAACCUUAAAUUAGAGAGCAUUCACAUAAGAAAAAAAGAGUGUUUAAAGGCACAUUCUAAAAACUUGGUAUCCAAAUGGCUAUAUUCGCAUGAUGGGGUAUACCUAGAAAGCCCUUUGGUUUUCUUUGAUACUUUGGAGCGCCUAUCUAUAUUUGCAAAGGCUAUAAAGCACUGCCAAGAUCCAGCUGAAAUGGCAAAAGAGCAAGAAGAAGUGCAUACACAUAUUUUUGAAACAAUCAAAAACCAUAUGCGGAGCAACUGCAAGAAUGCUGGCUCUUCAGCUAUGUAUACCGGUGAAGAUGCAAAAACCUGCUGCAUGUUUCUACACUACAUUAUGUGCACAUUCUAUUCUAUAUUCCCGCACAUCACAGAAGGGGUGCGCAUUACAGGAAAGGGCCUGCUUUCUAGUAGCGAAUCCUACGUAAGCACCUUCAUAAUAGACGGUGACUCCAGAGCAUUAUACGUGUGCACUAGCACAGAACAAACGUGCAAGCCAGAAAAGCAGUCAAACAGACAUGAUUUGACACAUAUAAACCUGCAGCACAUAUACUAUGUGGACAAUGAAAAACAGUCGCGAGAGCUUGUUAUAGUUCCUGUGCCUAUUGGUGGAACACCCUUUACAGAUAUAGCUAGAUACAUUUCAGAUAUGUACGGCAAGCCUCUAGAAAGAAUACAUCUUUUCAGUUUCAACACCCGAACACACGGGAUGACCUACAUGCCCAUGGACGGCCAUAUAUCCCGUAAUAGUAUACACUCUUACGUGGAAGUUCCGGUUUUCUAUUACAUAGAGCAUCAAAACCCAUCCGACAGCGAAAACAUCUGGCUAGUCGAGUUUAUUGUGGAGUCAAAAGACAACCCGGGCUUAAACUACGAUGUUGCACACCUUCCACUCUUCGUGAACGACUUGCUGCUCUGCUCAAUAGGCCUGUCCAAGUACAAGCCCGUUCCGCAGGCUGCCCCCGCGCGUCCUAUCAAAGACAUAUGCAUGAUGAUGAACGAACGCCCGCAAGUGUACGCCGUCAACCUUGAAAAUGCGCAUGCACUCCAAGGCUACUAUCCGCUGACUAUGAUCAAUAUCGACACCCCCAGCGAUUCAAGCAUUAUGGACUUAAGAAUCGUAUCGAGUAGCGUUCUAACUGCCCCUCUUUUGGAUGAGUUAAAUGAACGAACUAUACUUAAAGUUACGUACAGAAUCCGAAAAGCCCGAAAAGACCAAUACAGCAUUUUCCCCGUAUUCUACGACAGCGAUAAUAUGAAAAACCUUUAUUUAAACCAUGAUAUGUAUGGAAACGAACUAAAAGCAUUUAUAGCGAGUAAAAAAGGCGCCCCAAACCAUCUUGUUUAUAUAUCUUCAAACAGCACCGACCAACUUAAAUUACGUGAAGUCAUGAUUUCUUCACUCAAACUCUACAAUCAAAAACUAGAAAAAAACAAAAUUAGUUCCUUCAUGUCCCCGAAUGUCACCCACAUCCAUUACGCAAUCACGCAUCCUUUGAGAUACAUUCAGCGCGCCCAGAUGGGGUUGCAUGGUGACCUUCUGAGCUAUCUAACGAUGCAAUAG